AUGAAGACCUCACACCUACACCUCCUACUCUACUAUCUUAUUCUUCUACAAUCUUUUGUUACAUCUCACAAGUUUUUGCUUUACAACCCAGUAAACUUGGGUGCAAGUCCAUCACAUCGACUAUUUAUCGACAAACUGGGGAACCUUUUAGUCGAUAAUGGUCACGAUGUUGUCAAUUACAUGCCUACACUGCUUGAACACGAUGAAGGAAAGAAUAAGCGAAAAGGAAGAUUACUUGAAUGGAAAGGAGAAAAGAUGUUAAUGGCCAAGGAUACGACGUUCAGCAAUGCUUGGCUUAAAGACGAUAGCUUUUGGGGCAUGUUCAAUAUUACGGUAAGGAAUGUAAUUAAAUACUAGUUAGUUAAGGUAAGGUAGAUUAACAUAGCCAACGCUUAUGCUAGACCCAGGCGAGAGCUAAGGGUAGGGAUAGAGCUAGAGCUAAAGGUAAGGCUAGAGCUAAAGCUAAGACGAGGGCUAAGAUACAGCAAUGUAAGGUAAGCUCAUUACACAUUUUCAAUUUCAGACCAUGUUAGCCUACUCAGACAAGUUCGGCCAGCUGUGCGACGCUCAAAUGGCCGACUCAAAGCUAAUGGAUCAACUAAAAUCCGAAAACUUUGAUCUAGGUUUAAGCGAGAACUUCGAUCCUUGUGGCUUUGCCAUUUUCAAACGGUUAGGUAUAAAAUACGCGCCAGUAUUCUCCACAACCCCAAGCAACUUUCAAUUCGAAAGUUGGUGUAUUCCUAGUCCACAAAGCUACGUUCCAGCUUGGAUUUGGCCUUAUGCUAAUCCAGCUAAUUUCAAAAAGAGGCUAUUGGCUGAACUGAGCGAGGUUUACUCUUAUAACUAUGCCAAGUAUAUUCACCAUAGCCGGAUUGUGGAUCGUCAAGGUUAUGGGGAUUAUUCGGUGGGUUGUUUGGCUUGUUUUUUUUUAAAUAUUUUUGAUUUUUAACUUCAUAAUUUUAUAGAUUUUUUAUUUUUUUGGUCUAUUUUAAUUAUUAUUCUCAUAACUAUAUUGCCAUUCUUUUUUCAGAGCAUUUUGGCCGAAAGCCAAGUGAUAUUCGUCAAUGCUGAUGAAUUUGUUGAUUUCACCCGCCCGAUCACGAAUAAGAUAAUUUAUAUUGGAGGUUUUGGCCUAGAGAAGGCUGAACAUGCUCCUGUUGAUCAGGUAAACUUAUCAAAAAAUUUGCGUUAAGCCUCAGCAUAUCAAGUCUAGACCUAAACCUAUUAAGCCCGAGCCUAUUGAGCUUAAACCUACUAAACCUAAGUUUAUGCCUAAAACCCUAAAAACAUUAUUUAAUAUUAUAUUAAAUUUAAUACCAUAUAUAAACUACACCCACAAUAUGUUUCAGGAAAUCAAAAAAGUUCUAGACAAUUCAAAGAAAACCGUACUAAUUUCAUUUGGAGCUCUGGUAAACAGUUCUGCGAUACCUUCAAAACCCAAAAAUUCGUUUUUAAAAGCGUUUAAACAUUUCCCUGAUGUCACUUUCAUCUGGAGGUAUCAAACGCCAAAUGAUGGAUUUGGAAAAGAGGUUAAGAAUCUGCAUCUGGGAAGUUGGCUACCUCAACAUCAGAUAUUGAGUAAGCACACGUUUUUAUAACUUAGGCCUAAGCCUACUGAGAACAAGUCUAAACACCUGAGCAUAAGAUUAUUAAGCCUGCCGAAACCUCCCAUUAUACUAAACCAAAUUCUUUUAUUUUAGGCCACAAAACCACAGUAGGCUUCGUAUCUCACUGUGGUAUGAACUCAAUGAGUGAGGCCAACUAUUUUGGUGUUCCUAUGAUUUGCGUGCCAUUCUUUGGUGAUCAACAUCGAAAUGUAAAAUCCCUGAUUCAAAGAGAAAUCGGGUUGGAAUUGUCGAAACAUUCAGUAAAUGAAGAGAAACUAGUCCAAGUUUUACAAAAACUUAUUGACAAUGACAGGUAAGUCUGUUAUCACAGUUAUCCUGCCCUACUUUAACCCUAACGGUACAGAUAGAGGUAAAUGUAGGAGUAAUAGAAUUAACUUUUCAUUCUUAACCAAUUCCAGCUACUACAAGAGCGCGAAAACCUUAUCAAAGUUGAUCAAAGCUAAGCCCCUGACUGCUACUGAUAGAUUCGUAAAAUACGCCGAAUUAGCGGCCGAAUUCGAUCUUCAUUCUUAUUGGGAUAUUCCUGGAAGAAACUUAAGUUCCAUACAGUACUAUAACUUGGAUGUAAAAGCAUUUUUACUACUACUAAUCACAUCAUUUGUCUUUACUUUCUACAAGAUUCUAAGCUUCUUAUUUGGCUUGUGUAGGCCUUCAAAGAAGGUCAAACAACAAUAA
Messenger RNA from Bursaphelenchus okinawaensis, 2303 nucleotides. The record is from the annotation of a GenBank genome assembly. NCBI's taxonomy places the organism in Eukaryota, Metazoa, Nematoda, Chromadorea, Rhabditida, Aphelenchoididae.